Molecule: messenger RNA, 1801 nt
Organism: Pollicipes pollicipes
Lineage: Eukaryota; Metazoa; Arthropoda; Thecostraca; Pollicipedomorpha; Pollicipedidae
Exons: 9
Coding region: 380-1801 (473 amino acids)
Source: RefSeq, a predicted model, not a curated record
UCGGCGAGCUCUCGUCUCGGGUGCUGACUGCCAGCCGGGUGGCCAGGUCAGAGCCCGGGGCGGCAGACGGGUGACGCUCGUUGACCAGUGGCGGCUUACAGGAGCGGCGGGCCGUGCACUGAGUGUUGCCGGGGACCUGAGUGUCGGCGGAUACCGAGCGGACCGACGCACCGCCGGCAGACAGCGAUAGUGACCAGACCGCGUCACGGAACAGCUGGAGCGGUGCGCACGCUGCGGGUCACCGGGAGAGCAGCCGGCGAGGCGACCAGCGCCAGCGAUCACGCCAGCUGUGAGGCUGUGCGCCUCUCACGAGUGUGGUGAUCUGACGGCCGACCAGCGCGCAGCACGGGCAGCCAGGGCAGCCGCGGGGCGGCCGGGCAUGGAGCGGGCAGUGCAGACCGCAGGCAGGACUGGUCGGCCGGCGGCCCGGCCGGGCUCGCGGCUGGGUUCCGUCACGAGCCUCCGACUGAUGGUGACGCUGCUCGUCCUGGUCAUCGCCGACACAGGCCGGUGUCUCGACCUCACCAAGGUGGAGCUGGAUUCACAAGGCGAGGACCCGUCUGAUGUCGCGCCAGCUGCGCAUGAGAUGGUGGACCAGGCGUGCUCGCCCGACUCAACAAAGUGCAAAUUCACGUGCACGCUGCGUGACCUAGCCGUGACUCCCAUCGACAGCGAUCAGUCCACCUGUCCGGAUGCCGUCAUCACGUGGACGUUCAGCGGCUCGGCCGACUCGGUGGUGCGGCUCCGUCUGGCGCCGGCCGGGUCCGGCACCCGCUUCGGUCCGGGCGAGAGCCUGACGCUGCGAGACGACGGCGGAGAGCUGGCGGCGCUGACGCAGGCCGGCGAGGCCUGGGUGGCGAGCCGCGGUGCCAGCCUCACCGCCGAGUAUCGGCGCGCCGGAGAUCAGGCCCAGCGCGGUCGCGUGAUCAUGACGCUUGUAGCCUACAACACCACCCGUGAGAACAUCACUUUGACUGCUCUGAGCGGCGUAUUGGAGGCCCCUGAACAGGCCAACUGGACUCACCUACCCGACUACGCGCUCAACACGGAGAUCCUCUGGACGCUGGACAUUCACGCCUAUCACAUCAACAUCACUGUGGAGCAGCUGGAUCUGGAGCCGACAGCUAACGACUUUAUCAUAUGCGGCUACGGGAGUGGACCCUGGGACUCCGAGCCCGCUGGUGACCUGCUCACCGGCGUGUUCAGCACCAGGAAGUACCACAUUCCGGGCGGAAAUGCGUUCGUAUACUUCCUGUCGGGGGGCCACGCCGAGCCCCGAACACCGUUCAUCAUCAGCUACGUCGCAGAGGAGAUCGCCGGCUCAACCACCACCGUGUCGAGCACGACGGACAAGAACCACCCGCCGACGCCGAGCGACCGCUCGUUCGACCUGGCCGUGUACGUGACGGGCACCGAGCCGCGCCGCUUCCUCAACAGCUCCACCGGCGCCACCGCGCAGCUGCAGGAGCAGCUCGCCCACUUCACCAACAUGUACCGGAUCGAGUACAACAUCAACACGUGGCGGCCAGUGCACGCCGACGACAUCCGGUUCGAUUUCUGGAGCAUGUGCGACUACUCCUCCGGCUGGGUCAAGCCCGAUCCGACGUGUUUCCGGCUGACGUGGUAUGUGGAGAUCGUCUCGGAAGACGGCGACUGGGUCUUCUUCACGGACGACCUGGUCCAAGUCAUCGUCAAGUUCGGUGAUAAGAUCAACAACGCGCUCAAGUACAAGGUGUCCUUGUACCUGGAGGAAAUCAAUGAAAAGUGGUGGUAUGGUCUAUCAGGCAGGCAAUGUUCAUGA